This is a messenger RNA of Parastagonospora nodorum SN15, 246 nucleotides long. RefSeq lists its product as hypothetical. Bases 1 to 246 code for a protein of 81 amino acids. The record is from RefSeq and is a predicted model, not a curated record. Lineage: Eukaryota; Fungi; Ascomycota; Dothideomycetes; Pleosporales; Phaeosphaeriaceae. The transcript is spliced from 3 exons.
AUGGCUGCAAGUAAUGCCACGGCUUUUAAGAGCGAUCGCAAGCUUCUUUGGUUAGCCAUGGAAGAAGCGAACGGCCUCCGUCGCCAGGAGAAAGUCGGCAGUGUGAGGUUCUCACAAAGAAACUACAUGACGUUGGAAGUAUCAAAGGCAUUUCUACUAUCCGAGACAUCUGCCCAGGGCUGGCGCAACGUACAAAGAGCAGACGCACUUCAUCCACCCAGUCAUCUUCCAGCGCAAUUUCGCUAA